Messenger RNA from Micropterus salmoides (largemouth bass), 1999 nucleotides. Its product is annotated as proteinase-activated receptor 3. Bases 121 to 1242 code for a protein of 373 amino acids. The record is from RefSeq and is a predicted model, not a curated record. Gene Ontology annotation, cellular component: membrane. Gene Ontology annotation, molecular function: thrombin-activated receptor activity. The transcript has 2 exons. NCBI's taxonomy places the organism in Eukaryota, Metazoa, Chordata, Actinopteri, Centrarchiformes, Centrarchidae. Gene Ontology annotation, biological process: blood coagulation; phospholipase C-activating G protein-coupled receptor signaling pathway; positive regulation of Rho protein signal transduction.
CACAGAGCAGCCACAAUAUACAGAAGUGAAAUAUGCAGCUGAGUGCAAUGCAAGAUUUUCAGAGACAGAGACACAGAGAUUUGCCUAUCUAACUUGAGUUGAAAACAAAGAAAAGACAUCAUGAGGAAACUUAUUUUCUUUUUCCUCGUUUUGGUUCUCUGUCUAAGUGGUACACUUCAAAAUAAAGGGGAAAGUGAAGUAAUAGAGCCCCAGAAAAACUCUGAGGUUUUCGCUAGGCCCAGAACAUUUAAAGGGGUCCCAGUCAGAAACGCCAAUCUCUCUCUUGUCCCAAAUGGGACACAAGCUCUCAUUCCAGAGCUGCAGUCACUAAGCAACAGCACAGUAUGGUACCUCCACAGCACUCUGAGCACACUGGUCAUCCCCAUUAUUUUUUUGUUAGUCGUUGUUGUUGGGAUCCCAGCCAACAUCGCCAUCCUCUGCUCGCUGGCCACUAAAAUAAGGAAGGUAUCCUCUGCCAUCUUCUACUGCAGCCUGGCUGUCUCCGACCUCUGCCUCCUCCUCUCCCUCUUUUUCAAGGCUCACUACCAUUUCCAUGGAAACCACUGGGUGCUCGGAGAGGCCUCUUGUCGAGUGGUCACGGCCUGUUUCUAUGGCAACCUCUACUGCUCGGCCCAGACGCUGGCCUGCAUCAGCAUCAAGCGCUACUUGGCUGUUGUGCACCCGUUCUUGUACAAGCGUCUCCCCAAGAGGAGGCUGACUGCCUGGGUCAGCUUGGUCAUAUGGGGGGUGUUUGGUGCCGCCAUGAUUCCAGAGCUCCUCGUCCAGCAGAGCUAUCACCUCCCGGAAGUGGGCAUCACCACCUGCCAUGAUGUAUUGCCUCUGGAUUAUGACUCCCAUAUCUUUCUGCUCUGCUACAACCUGUUUCUAAACAUCUUCGGCCUCCUGUUGCCGCUGGUGGUCACGGUUUUGUGCUUCAUCCGAAUCAUCUGUGAGCUCAACCAAUCACACUUCGACUGGGAGAUGUACAUCAAGGCCAGCUCACUGGUGUUUGUCAUCUUCCUGGUGUGUUUCACUCCGGCUGGAGUCCUGCACUUCCUCCAUUAUUUGCAACUGUUCGUACAUGGAACUGAGAGGUUGUACGUGCACUUUAAAGUGGCGGUAUGUUUGUGCUGCCUCCAUGCCUGCCUUGACCCCUUCCUCUUUCUCCUAAUGUCCAAGUCUGCAGGCUCCAGCCUUCACUUCAGACCCUUUACAGGCAAGACCCUGAGCAUAUCUAUCUAAAAGAGACCUACAUGGUUCCAAAAUACUGGUUUUAAAUUAUAUUUUUUAUUAAGUGAUGAAGAGGGAAAUUGUCUCUGUGGCUGGAAUCCAAAGAGAAAACAAAAGACUUCGACUGUAUUUAUGAUAAACAAGCUAUGUAUUGAUAUGUUUAUGUAUAUAUGUAUGUAUGUCAAAGAUGAAAUGAAAAUAUAGUGAUAUUAAUGUUUAUAUGUUUGUAUUUUCUUCCUCUAUGCUUGAAAUAUAUAAAUAUCAAUGUAACUGACAAGGAACAAUGUGAAACAGACUUCAGAAAAUAGGUCUCCCGGUGUUCCUGUUAUCACAUAUAGAGCUAUGCUGUCUGCUGAUUAAAACAUGAACUUAACUAUUUUUAAGCUAUUUUGUGUUCCAUGUCAACAAUCUCUUACAGCUUAAUGACUUCUACAAUGUAAAGCCUCACUACAUCUGAUAUAAUUUCAAUGCAAUUACUCCAAUCUCACUGAGCUGCCGUUUCCUUCCCAGCUGAGAGGAAACUGGAUGCAAUUGAUAAGAAUUGACAUAAUCUGAGCAACGGUUGGUCUUCUUGUUGUUUUUGUUGGGAUUGUUACACCAGCUAUGUUUUAGCUAAUACCUUUAUGCUGUAAUGUUCCACUUGUAGCCACAGUUCAGUAAAAGUUACAGUCUUGCUUUAAUUCAGCUGGCCCAUUGAAAACAACACCUGGCCCCAGUCUGGCCCCUGUGGCUAGAACCAGUGAUUUCAAAUAAACUAAACUAAAACAAA